Molecule: messenger RNA, 747 nt
Organism: Symbiodinium necroappetens
Lineage: Eukaryota; Dinophyceae; Suessiales; Symbiodiniaceae
Source: the annotation of a GenBank genome assembly
AUGGCUAAAGGCGGUGACAGGCCUGAAGCACGUCUCUUCGAGGAGGAGGUUGGAGAAUGUUUGAAGGAGGCCUUUGGCAAAGACUGGGUCGACAAGCCACCGUUCCGGAAAAUUGACCGCGUGACGACCGAGUGCCAUGAACCGCAGCAUAGGCACAAAGAACCGCCCUCCCGAACAAGCAAUCCCGACUACACGGUGACGAUCAAUGGUGACGACAGGUACGUCAUUGAUGCCAAAUACCAUUCCAAAAGCCAUGUGUCCACCGAUGAUGUGAGCAAGAUUUGGUCAGACAUGAAGUCGCAUGGGGCCAGCAAAGGCGUGUUGGUUGUGAAUCAUGGUCAUUGUCUCAACAAUGUUUCGGCAACUCUGGACCGUACUGCUCAAGAUCAUCACGUGAUCGUCCUGCGCUUUAGCAGUCGAGCCCAGCUCGUGAGUGAUCUGAAAGCCUUACCUCCUCCAGACAAAUCCACAGGACGGCUUGACCAAAGCGGGUUGGACAGGGCAAUCACAUCCACGGCAUCCACGACACUGCUUGCAACCAAAGCAAGUGGUGCAACGGCAACCAAAUCCAACAUAAUGCUUGCAACCAAAGCAGGUGCAGCGGCAGCCAAAACAAAGGGACUGCUUGCAACCAAAGCAGGNNGCAGCCUUUCCCCCUGUUGCUGCAGUCAUUGUUGGUGUCGUGGUGCUCGGAGUCAUUGCUUGCGCCGCAUGGUACUUCUGGGGCCGUUGAUCCCUGGCGCGUGA